CAUUUGCCGGAAGCCAGCUGCGAUGACUAACGCCUGUUCCUGGUCUCGUGAUCUGAAGCUGUGUCAUCGCGAUACUAGUUCCCCCGAAAUGGCUGCGAACAGUCAAGGAAACUUUGAUGGAAAAUUUGAGGCACUGGAUCUUGCAGAAUUAACAAAAAAACAACCUUGGUGGCGUAAGUUGUUUGGGCAGGAAUCUGGGCCAUCAGCUGAAAAAUAUAGUGUAGCAACCCAGCUGGUAAUUGGGGGUGUUACUGGAUGGUGCACUGGUUUUGUAUUCCAGAAGGUUGGGAAAUUGGCUGCAACAGCUGUAGGAGGUGGAUUCUUUCUCCUUCAGCUGGCAAACCAUACUGGAUACAUCAAAGUUGACUGGCAAAGAGUAGAAAAAGACAUGAAAAAGGCCAAAGAGCAGUUGAAGAUUCGUAAGAAUAAGCAAAUACCAACUGAAGUCAAGAGCAAAGCUGAGGAGGUUGUGUCAUUUGUGAAGAAGAAUGUUCUAGUGACUGGAGGAUUUUUUGGAGGCUUUUUGCUCGGCAUGGCAUCCUAAGAACUUCACUUCAUUCUUCUGUUUUUAUUGUUUGUUUCUUGCCAGUAGCUUCUACACUCCAACAUAGGACAAUUGGCACUCCUCUUCCUCCUCUUCUCCUGUGCCUUCCUCCCUGUUGUAGCAAAUCUGAAUGGCUUGAAUAGGCUUCUCCUGGUGCAAGGUUAAUACAAGCCUUCUCAAUCUUGACACAUCGGAAGAGACAGUAAAUGUUAACUCUUCCAAUACCCUCCUUACUUGGUUGGUGUAUAGCUUAGCAAAAAUGUUCCUUUUCCCCUAUGUAAGAUCCUUUUCCAAACUCGAUUUGGAAAAGCAGCAUGUAGAUACCUUAAUAUAUGAUACAUGAAAAGAAACCAAAUACAUUUGCCUUUAAGCAUGAAAGAUUUUAGUAUCUUGGUAUAUGCUUUCUUUUUAAAUUGGUUUUAGGCUAUAGAAAGAGCAGUAUUUAUACUUGCUGUAAUUGUCUUGCCAAAAUGGGAGUGUAAGUACCUAACUAAAAAUACUAAAUAUUAAAUAAAUGAACUUCUGCCAAAGAUGUGUGAAAGUAAUAUAUGUAUUAUAUUUGGUAGGUAGAUCUUUAUGGAAACCAGCUGUAAGAACUUCAUAAAAUACAGAAUUUAAGCAAGAAUUUUAAAUUCAUUUCUUUUACACGAGUGCUCUGUUUGCAUGUACACCUCUGUGCCAGAUGAGGGCAUCAGAUCCCAUUACAGAUGGUUGUGAGUCACCAUGUGGUUGCUGGGAAUUGAACUCAGGACCUCUGGAAGAGCAGUCAGUGCUCUUAACUGCUAAGCCAUCUCUCCAGUCCCUUAAGCAAGAAUUUUAAAGAGAUGUUAUGGGCAUUCAGAAGUGAGAAUAGCACGCGUGUAAUAAAUUAUUUUCAUCAAAUGCAAUCUCCAUCAGAAUUAUUGUUUAAAAUAAAAGUCUAUGUAUACUUUACAUUUUUCUGUAAUAGUUAUUACCAUGAUCUCAAUUCCAACUAGAAAAUCAUCUUACAGAAGCCAAGUCUUCUGUCAUCUUCAUUGUACUCACAGGGCUUACUUAAUAGAUUUCAAAUAUUUUUAAAUAUAUUUAUUUGUAUAAAGAAAUCUCACUGUUAUAGGUUAAGUUUACUCUAAAUGAAUUCUUAGAUAUGUAGCUGAUCCUCUGUGCAAUAGUGUAUUUUUAAGGUCAUACAUUCAACAUAAUCACUUUUUGACACACCUUAAUGACAUACUGUUGAAAAUUGAAACUACUAAUAGAUAUGUAAAAUUGCUUAGGAUUCUCCUAUUUGCAUUUCCUCACUACAUUUUGAUUUUAUUUGUGCCAAUACAAAUUACUCUACUUGUAAUAUAUAUUAAUCAUCUUUCCUUACAUGGUAGUAUAACCUGCCUUGGUAUAUAUUUUUCUCAAAAAAUUUUAAGAUGAUUUUUCACUAUUUAUUGUGGAAACAUAAGAGAGUACAGUGAUUUCCUCAGGUAUCAAUUGCUUGCCUACAGCAAUCAUGGAAUUGUAUUCGUUUAUCAAUUAUUAUAAAAUAUCUGCCAUUUUAUUGUUUACAAUAUGUAUUCAAUACUAAAAUCUAAGUAUUUUUUAAAAACUUAAAAAAAUGUUUUUUAAAAUACAGGCUUCUUUUUUUUAUUCGAUAUAUUUUUUUAUUUACAUUUCAAAUGAUUUCCCCUUUCCUGGCUCCCCACUCCCCGAAAGUCCCAUAAGCCCUCUUCCCUCCCCAUGUUCCCCCAUCUACCCCUUCCUACUUCCCUGUUCUGGUAUUGCCCUAUACUGCUGCACUGAGCCUUUCCAGAACCAGGGGCAACUCCUCUGUUCCUCUUGGACAUCAUUUGACAUAUGGAUUAUUAUGUCUUGGGUAUUCCAAGUUUCUAGGCUAAUAUCCACUUAUCAAUGAGUGCAUACCAUGAUUGAUCUUUUGAGACUGGGUUACCUCACUUAGUAUGACGUUCUCCAGCUCCAUCCAUUUGUCUAAAAUUUCAUGAAUUCAUUGUUUUUAAUUGCUGAAUAGUACUCCAUUGUGUAUAUAUACCACGUUUUCUGUAUCCAUUCCUCCAUUGAGGGACAUCUGGGUUCUUUCCAGCUUCUGGCUAUUAUAAAUAGGGCUGCUAUGAACAUAGUGGAGCAUGCAUCCUUAUUACAUGCUGGGGAAUCCUCUGGGUAUAUGCCCAGGAGUGGUAUAGCAGGGUCCUCUGGAAGUGACAUGCCCAAAAUGGCUCAGUGGUUAAGAGCACCGACUGCUCUUCCAAAGGUCCUGAGUUCAAAUGCCAGCAACUGCAUGGUGGCUCACAACCAUCUGUAACAAGAUCUGACACCCUGUUCUAGAGUAUCUGACAACAGCUACAGUGUACUUACAUAUAAUUAAUAAAUAAAUCUUUAAAAAAAAUACAGGCUUCUUAAAGGUAGUUCUCAAAAAAAAUUUGUUUUAAAACUUUAAAAAAACAUAAUACAGAAAAAAAGUUACAGAAAAAAUAAUAAUGGUUCUUUAAUAUCAAAAACAACCAGUGUUUUAAAUCCUCUUUGUAUGUACAGUAUAUUUAUUGAUAACUGUGUACCAUCAUCUAUUUUAUAGUUCUCUGUAUUUUUCUUGGAGCUGUGCCAUUUAUGGUGAUUCUUGCUGUAGCCAUGUUCUCCCUGUGUCUCAACGAUAUCAUUGGCAUGGUGACAGCAAAAGCUACUGCAAUGCCCCUUUGGGUAUGUGGUGGGGAGUGGUCAUUUAGUACCUCUCUAAUGGGUUGGUAGCUGAUUUCUGAUACAUCUUUCUUUGUGAUUAUUAGGGGGUACAACAAAGAUUAGCGGAUUGGAGUUCCUUCAAAAGGUUAUAAUAGAUAAUGGUCUAGACUUAGAUUCUACCCAUGUCUGAAAUAGAAUCUAUAAAUAUAUCCUGAAGUUUGGUCAGGCUCCACUUGUGUUUGUGUAGAGGUGGUGCAGAGGGUUAUUAGUCACUAGGUGCUUCAAGUCCCAGUUUAGGUCAGCAGUUACUGAAGUACCCUCAACCAUUUUUGGGAACCUCUAUUGAGGCCUCAUUGAGUCAUCAUCUUUGCUUCAUCUUAAAUGGGAGAUUACUGGGGAUGUAGCUCAGUGAUGGAGCAUUUGCCUAGUGUUUGUGAGGCCCUGGGUUCAAUCCCCAACAUUGUGAGAACAGAAUAGCCAAGCAGGCUUAAGUUUAAAUGGGAGAUUAAAUUUUCUGAAAAUAGCAGCUAGCUGUCUUUCCAUGCACAACCUAAAUGAUAUCAGGGUGAGGCAGUUACACCAUUGAAUACAUUUGUUUUGAUUAGUGUUUAUGAUUCCAAUGAAAAUUACCCCCAUAGGGAGUGACACUAAUAGGUGUGGCCUUGUUGAAAGUAGGUGUACCCUAUUGGAAAAAGUGUGUCACUGGGAGUGGGAUUGAGGUUUCAGAAGAUCAAGCAAGGUAUAGUGGUUCACUCUCUUCCUGUUGCCUACUGAUCUGGAUGUAAAGCUCAGCUCCUUCUUUUUCUAACACCAUGUCUGCCUGCCUAGAUGCUGCCAUGCUUCCCACCAUAAUGAUAAUGGUCUAAACCUCUGAACUGUAAGCCGGCCCCAAUUAAAUGUUUUCUUUUAUAAGUGU
Molecule: messenger RNA, 4115 nt
Organism: Apodemus sylvaticus (European woodmouse)
Lineage: Eukaryota; Metazoa; Chordata; Mammalia; Rodentia; Muridae
Gene: Fundc2
Product: FUN14 domain containing 2
Exons: 5
Coding region: 23-544 (173 amino acids)
Biological process (GO): autophagy of mitochondrion
Cellular component (GO): mitochondrial outer membrane
Source: RefSeq, a predicted model, not a curated record